AUGGCUAGUGACUGUCCACCCCACUCUGCCCCGGACCCAGGCAUCGUCUGCAGCAGAAGGCACAUGUGGUGGCAACAGAGACGCUUCUGCCUGGUGACGCUUCAAGGGCUGGGCUUAGGCAAGCUGGCGCUGGAGGUGCAGCUGCAGAAAGAGGCAGCAGAGCUGGUGGAAGCCUUCCGCCAGGAGCUCGGUAGAUCCUUCGACCCUCAGGUAUCCAUUGUCAGGUCCACAGUCAGAGUCAUCGGGGCCCUUGUGUUUGGCCACCACUUCCUCUCAGAGGAUCCCAUCUUCCAGGAACUGACUCAAGCCAUCGACUUUGGCCUGGCCUUGGUCAGAACUGUGUGGCACUGGCUGCACGAUGUGUUUCCCUGGGCCCUCUGCCACCUCCCAGGACCCCACCAGGAGAUAUUUAGGUACCAAGGGGUCGUGCGGAGCUUAACCCGCCGGGAGAUUACCGGGUGCAAACUCAAAGCACCGGAGGCCCCCAAGGACUUCAUCAACUGCUCCCUGGCCCAGAUCUCCAAGGCCAUGGAUGAGCCUGUCUCCACAUUCCACGAGGAGAACCUGGUCCAGGUGUUGAUCGACCUGUUUCUGGGAGGCACCAACACCACGGCCACCACCCAGCGCUGGGCACUCAUCUACAUGAUCCAGCACGGAGCUGUCCAGGGUGAGGAGCCCUUGGUCACGCCCUGGCUGACUGCCCCAUGCGUGGGGCUCCUGGGCCAUGGGCAUUGCCCCCAUCACUCUCCUUGCUCUGUGGCCCCAGGGGUGGGUCCUGCUCUCACCGCUGUGGGCACCAUCAUCUUACCCUUAUGUAGAGGCUCUGUGCUCUACGACCCUGAGUGCUGGGAGACCCCUCCACAGUUCAACCCUGGCCACUUCUUGGACAAGGAUGGAAACUUUGUGGCCAAUGAGGCCUUCCUGCCAUUCGCUGCAGGGCAUUGUGUGUGCCCAGGGGACCAGCUGGCUCGAAUGGAGCUCUUCCUGAUGUUUGCCACCCUCCUUAGGACCUUUCGGUUCCAACUGCCAGAAGGGAGCCCGGGGCUCAAGCUGGAGUACAUCUUUGGGGGCACUUUGCAACCCCAGCCCCAGGAGAUCUGUGCAGUGUCCCGCCUGAACAGCCCCAGCCCUGGUCCUAGGGAGGAUGGCCUGUAG
Molecule: messenger RNA, 1155 nt
Organism: Mandrillus leucophaeus (drill)
Lineage: Eukaryota; Metazoa; Chordata; Mammalia; Primates; Cercopithecidae
Product: cytochrome P450 2J2-like
Exons: 6
Coding region: 1-1155 (384 amino acids)
Biological process (GO): arachidonate metabolic process; xenobiotic metabolic process
Cellular component (GO): intracellular membrane-bounded organelle; cytoplasm
Molecular function (GO): heme binding; oxidoreductase activity, acting on paired donors, with incorporation or reduction of molecular oxygen, reduced flavin or flavoprotein as one donor, and incorporation of one atom of oxygen; iron ion binding
Source: RefSeq, a predicted model, not a curated record